Molecule: messenger RNA, 2043 nt
Organism: Mercurialis annua (annual mercury)
Lineage: Eukaryota; Viridiplantae; Streptophyta; Magnoliopsida; Malpighiales; Euphorbiaceae
Product: F-box/FBD/LRR-repeat protein At1g13570-like
Exons: 4
Coding region: 493-1875 (460 amino acids)
Molecular function (GO): protein binding
Source: RefSeq, a predicted model, not a curated record
CAUCUAUUAUUCUAAAGUUCCAUUUUUUUUUAUUUUGCUUCUAUAAAGCAUUGGUUUUUUACUUUACCCAGAUGAUGAAUUUCACAAAAUUUUGAUCUUUCUUGCUCGCUUAGUGGAAAAUAACAAUUGGGUAUUCAUCAUUUUCCUAGAAGAGCUAAAUUUAUCAAUGGGUAUUUUUUACCCAGAUGUUGAAUUUCACAAACAAUUUAUCACAGAUUUGUUCAAGUAUUCUAUAAAGUAGUUGCCGUAAGAACUAGUCUAUUCUUAGUCAGCUUGUAUUUUAUGAUAGAUGUGUUGCAAUGCAUAGUGAUAAAGGUGUUAUACUCUUAUUAUGAUUUGGCUUGUUAAAUUUAUCAAUUUCCCCCAUGAACUUUUUAUGUUUUCGUUAAUUGCCGCAGCAAUUGUUUUUAUCAUCAAUUUGAUUAGAAAUGUCUCAUUUAUGCUCUGGAAUCAGGAAUUGAUAUAGCAGCAAAAGAAAGGAAGAGAUAAAAAAUGGCUAACCAAAAGGAGAUUGAGAACAACUCCAGACCCGAUAUAAUCAGUAACUUGCCGAGUAACAUUAUAGAUAAUAUUCUAGUUUUUCUGCCAAUUCAUGAAGCAGUCAAGACUAGUAUUUUGUCCAAGAAAUGGAGGUUCAAUUGGAGAUAUCUUCCCAAACUAGUAUUUGACAGUACUUUUUAUCAGACUUCAAUAAGGCCCUCCUCUACUGCAAAACCUAACAUUACCAAACUCUUUCUUAAUAUCUAUAAAGUUCUAUUACUUCACCGUGGACCCAUAUUCAACUUUACUUUUAAUGUUCCAUUGUUUCAAGGCUAUCCCGAGAUUGACCAAUUGAUGCUUUACCUGAGUGAGAAAGAUGUUCAUGAAUUUUACUUUGAUAUUGGAACACCUGUUUUUGGAUGCUAUACAUUGUCAUCAUUUCUGUUUUCAUUUGUGACAUUGAGGCGCUUGACCUUGUCCUCAUGUUUACUCGAAGUUCCAUUGGCAUUUCAAGGAUUCCCUAAGUUGAUUUCUCUGUCGGUUCAUAUCAAAUUCAAUGAAUUUAAAACUUUCAUCUCCAAAUGCCCAUUACUUGAAACACUUUCAAUAAAAAGUUGUUUCUUCGGAAUGGAUAACUUUGUUAUUAACUUUCCUCAUCUUAAGUUCUUUCAGUUCGAUGGUUGUUUUAUAUCUAUUUAUUUUAGAAAAACUUGUCAGCAUCUUUCAACAGUUAUAUUUGAUGGAGAUUUUAUUAGCGGACACGAGAUCUAUGAAGGGACCAAGCUUUUUGAAUCUCUGCCUCUUAUCGAGCACUUGCGUCUCGGGUCUGGCUUUAUUGAUUACAUGGUUGAAGGAACAAUGCCGAGGAAACUUUCAACGACUCUUGGCUUUCUUAGAGUUCUUGAACUGCCUGAACUAAAUUUUAGGUUUACGGAGAAGGUCUCGUUUGUUCUUUGCUUGAUUGUGAGCUCUCCUAAUUUAGAGAUUCUUGAGAUUGGGUCUGUUUCAUAUAUGGAUGAAAUACAAUUGCCGCUUCUUGCUUUGGAAAUUCUAGAAGUACAAGACCUUUUAGAUAAUGCACUGAAAAGGCUUCGAGUGGUGAAGAUAGAGAUCUUGCACACAGAAGAAGUAAAACCUGAACUCGAAUUUAUUAAGUUUCUGUUGGCUGAAUCGAUAGUUCUAGAAAAGAUGUUUAUACAGCCUCGCAAAGGAACAAUUGCUGAGGAAGGGCUUCAGAUUUUGAAAGAGACACUUCAAUUUCAAUGUUCAUCGAAGAAAGCAGAAAUUGAAUUCUUAGAUGCUGAGGAUGAUGGUGAAGUUAGUAGUGAUGGUAGUCAAGUUAGUAGUGAUGGUAGUGAAGUUAGUAGUGAUGGUAGUGAAGCGUAUGAUGUUUGAUUGUGCGUGCAAUUUAGAAUCAAAUUAUUUUUCCUAGAUGCUUAUCGUUUUGGUGAAUUAGUUAGCAGAUAUAUUACGAAAUCCCGAGUUUCUGAUUUCAUGUUAAGAUGAAUUGCAUACUAUCCUGUGUAACAAUGCUAAGGUUUAUUCAUAUGUUAAAUUUAUUCA